Molecule: messenger RNA, 3045 nt
Organism: Oncorhynchus masou masou (cherry salmon)
Lineage: Eukaryota; Metazoa; Chordata; Actinopteri; Salmoniformes; Salmonidae
Product: secreted frizzled-related protein 1-like
Exons: 3
Coding region: 283-1215 (310 amino acids)
Biological process (GO): canonical Wnt signaling pathway; non-canonical Wnt signaling pathway
Molecular function (GO): Wnt-protein binding
Source: RefSeq, a predicted model, not a curated record
UGUUUCCAAGCUGCCAUACUCCAGGCAGUUAUCUUUACAGGCGGUUGUGUGAGUCAGUCCCUGCAGAAGAGAACAGAACAGCGGGGGUGCAACAAGAGGAGGCAGGAGUGGAGUUAUACUGAAACCUGAAACUUUCUAUUCAGAGAACAUUUAUCCACUGGACUCUUGGAGCGUUUCUACAUUUAUUUUUUUCUCUUGAAGCAGGUCUGUUCUAUUCUAUACUGAAAGCUCCAGUGAGUUGCAUUUUACUUUUAUCCUGUAGACUCUCCUCUGUUGUGAACAAUGAGGUCCAUUGAACCUUUGUGCCGUUGGAGAAUCAUCCCCCUGGCUUUGACCAUGGCAGUGGUGUCUACGAGCAGAGCCUCUGAGUAUGAAUAUCUGAGCUGGAAAUCGGACUUGUACAAUGGUGGCCGCAGCUAUGGCAAGCCUCCUCAAUGUGUGGAUAUCCCAGAGGACCUGAGGCUGUGCCACAAUGUGGGCUACAACCAGAUGCUGCUGCCUAACCUACUGGAGCAUGAGACUAUGGCUGAGGUUAAGCAGCAGGCGGGCAGCUGGGUGCCCCUGGUGCAUAAGAGCUGCCACCCGGGUACCCAGGUGUUCCUCUGCUCCCUGUUUGCCCCAGUGUGCCUGGAGCGUCCUAUAUACCCCUGCCGCUGGCUGUGUGAGGCUGUACGAGAUGGCUGCACCCCUAUCAUGGAGUCCUUCGGCUUCCCCUGGCCUGAGAUGCUCACCUGUGACAAGUUUCCCCAGGAUGAUGUGUGCAUUGCCAUGACUGCACCCAACGCCACUGAAGCUACCAAGCCCACAGGUUAUUCCCCCAUAUGUCCCCCAUGUGACAAUGAAAUGAAAACAGACAUCAUUCUAGAGCACAUGUGUGCCAGCGAGUUUGCUAUCAGGACCAAGAUCAAGGAGGUGAGACGGGAAGGCAUGGACCGCAAGGUAAUUCUGCAGAAGAGGAAGAAGCCAUUGAAACUGGGAAACCUAAAGAAGAAUGACCUAAAAAAGCUGGUUCUGUACCUGAAGAAUGGAGCCGACUGCCCCUGCCAGCAGCUGGAUAACUUAGGCAACACUUACCUGAUCAUGGGGCGCAAGGUGGACAUGCAGUUCCUCCUGACGGGCAUCCACAAGUGGGACAAGUCCAGCAAAGAGUUCAAAAAGGCCAUCAAGAAACUCAAGACCCACAAGUGUCCAGCUUUCGAGAAUGUCUUUAAAUAAUCAGACCCAACUUUUUUUAGAAGCAUCUCAUCAUCAUGAUACACAAGAACUUGCACAACCAACAAUCCACAUUUUCUUUUUGUUCAUAUAUAAACUGUAUAUCUUUCUAUAUUUACAGUCCUGCUUUAAUUUUUUCCACCAUCCAUUUUGCAGUGGAGCGUUGUGAUCAUUGAGACCUCCUGCCAUAGUGGUUUCCAGUUAUCUGAAAAAGUUAAUGACACUGCACCCUCUUCCUCCUCUAUUGAAAUUCAGUGAGUUCUGCUGAAGUGGAUGGACUUGCUUCUCUUGCUCUGAACAUGGAUAAGUAGAUCAUAGAAUCAUCAAUUAGAUCACAUUGAAUAGAUUAUACAGAAUCAAUAAUAACGUGUAUUUUAGCUUUAAAAGCCACAUCAUAGAGGAGGCAUGGAUAGGGUCAUUGGAUAACUUAUUGACGAUAUUAUGAUAGCGUGCCUUCACCUGAUUGUUUCAUCAAAAUAAUGACUGCACUACAGUUGAUAUUAAGAAUGUCGUCCUCUUUUCACUUGCCUCAUUUGUUUGACAUUUUCUUUGACUUUAACAAAUAUAUACAAAUGUCAAUCCAAUCAAUUCCAGAACAUCAACUGCAUCAUCUGAGUGAAAAUACCUUUUGCUUAAUGGUACAGUAUAUGAAUUGUACUGUGUGCCAAACUCUGUAUGUUAUAAUGCAUGCAUUGUUCAGUGUUUCAAUUCAAUUGUACGACAGUCUCUUGAGUGGCCACUCUGGUAUAGAAUAAUUAAAUAAAUCCCUUGUAUUUGUAUAUGAUGUCAGAUAAUAUUUGACCAAAAGUUUUCUUAUUGUUUUUUGUUAAUGCAGUCUUCAAUUGCUGUCCCUCCAGAUUGAUGUUUAUUAAGUUUGUGACAGCUUUGAAAGUGCAUAUAGUUGCUUGACAAAUCUGUAUUUUUAAUUGUUUUGUUCAGUAUUGGUGGUACAUCUUAGCACUAUCACAUUAAAUUACAGAUUGUUUUAUGGCUGCAGUGCAUUGCUGCCCGUUAUGUACAUACACAUUUUACAUAAAUAUAGAAAACAAUGCCAUGUUGUCUGGAAUGGUCUUUCCAUUUCAGAUUGUGUGACCUAUACCAUUUUUGUGGAGAUAUUACUCCCAGUACUGCUUGCUCUCAAGCAGCUAAAGCUGGAAUUAAGUAUCAAGUGUGGCUUGUAUUUCAAUGAUACCCAGAACUUAUACUCAUACAACACAGUAAUAAAAUGGGAAAGCACUGUAACGGCUGUUGGAAGGAGUGGAGGAUGAAGGUGCAACGUGUUCAUCUUUAUUAUCUGAACUGAACACUGAUUAACAAAAAAACCAACGAAGAGAACGAACGAAACUGAAACAGUUGUGUCUGGUGCAGAAAGACACAAAACAGAAAACAACUACCCACACCACACAGGUGGGAAAAGGCUUCCUAAGUAUGGUUCUCAAUCAGAGAUAACGAUAGACAGCUGCCUCUGAUUGAGAACCACACCUGGCCAAACACACAGAAAUAGAGAACAUAGAACCCACAACAUAGAAUGCCCACCCCAACUCACGCCCUGACCAAACCAAAAUGGAGACAUAAAAGGAUCUCUAAGGUCAGGGCGUGACAACCACAUACAUGGCACAGUACUCUACAGGUUAUUUUUUGGAAUAUCAGCUUCCUGCGUGUAAUGUCUAUAAUGAUUUUCAAACCUCCAAACUAUUUGCACAUGAUGAGAAUUCUUGGCUAUGCUUGUACAGCUUGAGAUUUCUUUCAGUUCUAAGAUUUAAGCAUACUGUGGAUAUCACCCAUCUUGGAUUUUUUUCAUAUUGUUGCGUUACAAAGUGGGAUUGAAAUAGA